CAACAUUCCAUAAUCACUCACUUAUCCCUUUAAUAUGGAGACGCUUUCGGAGAGGCUUCCUGUGUACCUCCACUGGGCACCGCUGUUAGUCCUCGGUCUAAUUUUUAUCAACUACAUCAUAGGAGUAAUCAAAGCCAUCAAGUCUCCUCUCUCACGGAUCCCGGGGCCAUGGUAUGCACCUCUCACAACACUACAUCUCAACUAUGCAUUCGCAAGAGAAACGAUCUGGAAGUCCGUCGAGAAGUCCCACGCACAAUACGGCCCUAUCUUCCGCCUGGGACCGCGACAGGUGUGGAGUUCAGAUAAAGAGGCCAUCAAGACUAUUCUUAUGACAGUUGACCUACCGAAAGUCACCAUGUAUGCAGAAAUAUCGAGAGAUCGGACUAGCCCUAGAUUGUUUGGGGAGAUGUGGAUGGCAAUACGGAUGAGACGGUUUGAUCGAAAUCCCCAUAAGCGACUUAAGAAGUUCCUGUCUCCAGCAUUCACGAUUGCGUAUGUUGAUGGUCACGAGUUUCUGUUCGCAAAAUGUGUGGGUGACCUGAUCAAUCGAUAUGUGGAUCUGCUGUCAUGCCCCUCGCCAAAGGGCGAGAAAGCGCCGGUAGUCACGGACCUGAUGGAAGAUUUGCAUAGUCUUGCCCUUGACAUGAAACUGAAACUUGAAUUUGAUGAGAACACAUGGCGAACAAUCCCAACAGCCAUCUUCAAAGGGAUGACUCGGCGAUACCAGUUUGUUUACAUCAAGCGCCUUCUGAGGAGACUCGGCCUAAACAUCGAAUUUGACUGGCCACGAGAGAUGAUUGCUGCCAUAUCCGCAGUCGCGGGUCAUCGAAAAGCAACUCCCAAAAGUGUCCGUCCCGACCUUCUGCAACACCUUCUCGAGAACGGCGAAAGACCAGACAGCGGAGUCAAAAUGGGAACGAGGGAGGUUGUCGAUCAGAUGGCCGAGAUUCUAUUAGCCGGGUCCGAAACCACGUCUGGAACAAUCGCCUGCUUUUUCCUGGAGAUACUACGGAACCCAGAAACAAAAGAUAAGUUGAUGAAGAGCCUACCGAUCCUUCACCCAAGUGAUCCGAUUAUCCCCAGCAAGACAGUCCGAACGUCUCCUGAAUAUGAGUACCUCGAAGCAUGCAUCAAAGAGGUUCUGCAUCUACAUCAAAUAGCAUCUGAGAUGGGUCAUCCGAAAUACUGGAAUGAGCCCCUGCGCUUCUGGCCUGAACGAUGGCUAGAUCCUCGGCCUUCUGGUGUACCUGCACCUGACAUGCAAGCUUACUAUCCAUUUUCCGCUGGAAAGCACUCAUGCAUUGGCAAGAACUUCGCCAUGGCAGAAAUCAGAAUUUUAAUCGCCAAUAUCUUUUCACGAUUUGAUCUGGCCGAGGUACCCGGACAGAAUAUCGACUACAGACAAUAUAUCACAAUGCAGUUUGAGAAAGGAUCGUGGAAGGCUUUCUUGACGCCAAGAUACCAACAGUCUCAUCCAGUGUCGGCCACUACAGCUUGAUUGAAUAUCGCCUUAUAGAUGCAGUGCAGACUAAAAAGCUAUUUAUAAUGGUUGUAUCGGAGAGACAGGAG
Molecule: messenger RNA, 1569 nt
Organism: Aspergillus neoniger CBS 115656
Lineage: Eukaryota; Fungi; Ascomycota; Eurotiomycetes; Eurotiales; Aspergillaceae
Product: cytochrome P450
Exons: 9
Coding region: 35-1498 (487 amino acids)
Molecular function (GO): iron ion binding; heme binding; oxidoreductase activity, acting on paired donors, with incorporation or reduction of molecular oxygen
Source: RefSeq, a predicted model, not a curated record